Myotis lucifugus (little brown bat) is the source of this 792-nucleotide messenger RNA. RefSeq names its product brain expressed X-linked 4 (gene BEX4). The transcript has 3 exons. Gene Ontology annotation, cellular component: cytoplasm; nucleus. The coding region runs from base 206 to 568 and encodes 120 amino acids. The record is from RefSeq and is a predicted model, not a curated record. NCBI's taxonomy places the organism in Eukaryota, Metazoa, Chordata, Mammalia, Chiroptera, Vespertilionidae.
CGCGCGCCUCGCUCCAGCGCCAGACCCCGCGGAGGCUCGCCCCGUUCUGGCUGCAGCGCCCGGUGGCCCUGAGGGCGCGCGGGCCCGGGAAGCCCCCAGAGGCGGAGGCGGAGGCGGAGCAGGUCUUCGGGUCCCAGAGUCGCGGCCGCGCGCUCCAGGCGAGAAUCGCGAGGAGGAGCCGCCUGCAAGGAUAGGCCCAGGCGCAAUGGCGUCCAAAAAGGAACUAGCAGUAAAAAAUCUCAUCAUGGAAAAUGCCCACCAGGAAAACGAAGGAGCGGACCAGGCCCUUGUGCAGAAUGAGGAGGAAUCACGCAAUUUGGGAGGAGGCGAAGCCCAGAAGCCUGGAGGAAAUGCCAGGCUGGGGUGGGUUAAGCGACUUGUCCCUAAUUUUCGACGGGCCAUAUCUAACAAGCGUGUUGAUUACAAUGAAGUGGGAGAUAAUGUAGAAAAGAUCGCAAUGCAGCGGAUGGAAAUCAGGAGAAAGACCAGGGAGCAGCAAAUGAGACAUGUUAGACGCUUCCAAACUCCUGAACCUGAUAAUCAUUAUGACUUUUGCCUUAUACCUUAAAUCUUAAGGUUUUCACUGAGGUUAAUAAUGUGGCCUCUACUCCAAAAACUAGUAGUUUUGUGGUUUACUUUUCUGUAAACCUUUUGAUGUUUCCUCUUACUAGUUUCUAAUUGAAUAAUGUUUUUGUCUCAGUAUAAAACUCUGUCCAGCAAGGCAAUUUCACUCAGUUUUUGGAAAAAUACUCUUUUCAUGUUGUAAAAUUAAUAAAGCAGCUUAAAAACCAA